GUUUAUCUGGCAACGUUUUACGAAAACAAGCAUGGCUGUCGAUUGGAAAAAUGAGGAGGACGUGAGAGAAUAUUUGGAAAACUUGGGAAUCGAAUACAGAUUUCAAUGCUACUACGAAAAGAAACCAGAUGGAUGUCAUCGUCUCGGCGACUUCUUAGAAGCGGUUAAAAAAGAUUUCAAAAAAGCAGCUAUAGUUUAUAAAAGAAAUUGUGAAGAGAAUAACUAUGGUAAAAGUUGCUAUAAGUUUGGAGGCUAUGUGUUCUUAGGAAAAGGUGAUGAAAAAGUAGAUAAAUUAAGAGCAUUUGAAUAUUUUAUGAAAGGUUGUGAAAAAAAUAAUCCUGAAAGUUGUUUUCAUGCUGGUGCCCAGUUAACUUCUAAGAAAGAUGAUAGUGUACCUAAAAAUUAUCCAUUAGGUUUACAAUUAUUGGAAAAAGCAUGUUCACAGAAUGAUCAAUUUGGUUGUUAUUAUGCUAGUGGACUUCAUUUCGUAGGGGCUGAAGGAGUACCAAAAGACAUGAAGAAAGCAUUUAUUUAUUCAGAGAAAGCUUGUGAUUUAGGGAAUAUGUAUGCAUGUGCAAAUGUUAGUCAGAUGUAUACCAGAGGAGAAGGUGUGCAGAAAAAUGAAAAAUUAGGUGCUGAAUAUAAAGCUAAAGCACUUGAUCUUCAAACACAAUUUCAAAAGAAACUUCCAACAAUAGCUUUUGAACAAGGAACUUAAAUUUUAUUAGUAAAAAAAUUAGCAAUAAAAACAGUUAUAUAUAAUUUAUGUAGUAUAUUAUAUAUUCUUGUAUAUAGAAUUUUUUAAAUAUAGAAAGGUAUGAGAUUUGAUUCAAAAGUAAUGACUCCUAGUUUCUUCUCAUGUAAUAAUGAGAAAAAUAACAAGUUUAUGUAGCAUUUGGUACAAUUAUUUUAUUUCAUGUAAUUAGUUAUUUUCAAUACAUUUUUCUAUUAAGAUAUUUUUAUCAUUUUAUAAUGUCCUCUCCUAAAUACCAUAAUGAUGUCAACCUGCUUCUCUUGGGACCUGGAAUCAAAUCUGGGUGUUGCAUUACUGCAUAUGAGAUGAAGUACAGUAUUUGAGAGGAGUGUGUGGCAUAAUGUAGAGAGAUUUUGUGAGAAAUGAACAAGUGCUGGAGGAAUGUGGGGUGAAAGAGUGUCACUCAAAAGGGAGUAAAUGAGCUCUACAGUGGUUUGUCCACAUUGAGAGAACAAAAGAACUAUUGAAGACAGUAUACAUGGGAAAGGUGGAUGGGAAGCACAGUAGGGGAAGGCCAAUAAAGUCUUGGUUGGAAGAACAAGUGGAUGAGUAUCUGAAAGAAUGUAAGAUGUUGAGUCAAAAAGAGAAAUGUGAGGAAUCAUGCUAGAAGAGGCAUGAGUGUAUCAGAUGGGAAAGUGUGGAGAAAGUUGCUGAAUGGAUGAUUUGUAAGAUUGCAGCUUUUUGUUCAUCUUGUUUUGAUUAUGAACAUGAGGAUGCAAAUAUAUGUAUUAUGUUGUCUCAUGCCCAUUUCUCACCAUCCAACUAAACCUGUUGUGGCUUGGCCAAACCCAAGUACAAUGAUUACAAUUAAAAGACCAUAUUAAUGACCACAUGACAGAAAAAAAUAUAUAAUUGGCAGCAUUAUCAUUCAUAGUGUAAUGAAAAAUAUUCUUUAUUGGGAAUACUAAGAUGAAAUUGAUAAAGCUAGUCUGGACUGAAAUAUAGAUAUGAUAGGACAGUCUGAACAAACUUUGAGAAAUUUUGCCAAAUUUCUGAUAUACAAGGUGUACCAGAAUGACAUUUUAAAAAUUUGGGGGAUUGUAGAGGAUGAA
Centruroides sculpturatus (bark scorpion) is the source of this 1806-nucleotide messenger RNA. RefSeq names its product cytochrome c oxidase assembly factor 7 homolog (gene Coa7). Gene Ontology annotation, cellular component: mitochondrial intermembrane space. The record is from RefSeq and is a predicted model, not a curated record. Bases 32 to 718 code for a protein of 228 amino acids. The transcript has 3 exons. Lineage: Eukaryota; Metazoa; Arthropoda; Arachnida; Scorpiones; Buthidae. Gene Ontology annotation, molecular function: protein binding.